GGGGUAGUCUCAAACGCAGGUAUCAGAUACCCAGGCACUCUCUGUUGAACAGAGCUCGGGUUUCGAUUGUCAGUUGGCGGCUUGUCAUUACGUCGUCAUAGACGAAAGUUUCGUCGGCGUCGUGUGGUGUUGUUUGAAGUGAAAACGGUGAACCUCUACUCAACGGCGAAGUUCUUGGUCCUGGUGAGAGCUGCGCGGUCUCAAUCUCGCGCGAAGUAUCCUUUCUGAUACAGAAGAGGCUGAAAAAAACGGAGCUAUCGCCGGUGAAUCAUCUGGUGGAGCAUCGCAGCAGCCGCAAGAACCCCUCACGUUCACGAAACUCCGACGGAGACGCUAGCGUGUUCCGGGCGUCGGUUCGCCGCGCACGGACACGUUGGCGCUCGUUUGGCGUCCUUUCGGUGACCGUCGCGAUCGCCGACCCGGCGUAACGCGUCUCAACGCGGCCCAACGCGCCUCGCGGCACGGCGGUGGCGUGGCUUGGGUUUGGCUGCUCCGACCGGAUUACCGCGGAUACACGAGGUUAUUUUCUGCUACGUACAUUCGCCGACCCGACCAAACGAGCGGUCGAAUUCGCACGAGGGAAAGAAGUAGGAGGACUCGCCGCGGCUCGACGAGUUCUCCUCCUAAGUUUCGCGGGCCGGAAGAGAAUGCGACGUUCCUCAGCGUGCCGUUGCUACCAUCAUUAUCGUCACCAUCAUCGCCGUAGUCCUCGUCGUAGUGCGAUCGUCGACUGCUCCACCGAGGCAAUUGAAGACUUUUGACACGAGUGCACCGAUCGUGCGAAUCAUCUUCGCCGUAAUCGUCGUCGUCGUCAUAGACGACGACACUAAAGACACAGUUGAACGAUCAAGUGGAGGACUGUUUCCAAACUACAGCUGGAAUGAACGGCUUCAGCACCGGCGAGGAGGACUCGCGGGGCGCGGCGGACCAGAUCUGCUGCCUCGUCGACGAGGGCGAGCGAUGCUCCCGCCCGGCCGGUAACGCGUCCUACAGCAAGCGUAUCCAGAAAACGGUCACGCAGCGACGAUUGAAGCUCAAUCUGGAUCACAUGGCACGGCAUAUAUACAUCUGCGAUUAUCACAAGCAAGUGAUCCAGUGUGCGAGAACGAAGCAGCAGCAGCAGCGGAGGCGCAAGGACUCCGAAGAAGACUCGGGCGAAACUGACAACGACAUCCCGGAGGUCGACCUCUUCCAACUGCAAGUCGGCACUCUAAGGAGAUACAAGAGGCAUUACAAGGUUUCCACUCGACCUGGUCUUAACAAGGCUCAGUUAGCGGACACCCUCAUGAAGCAUUUCAAGACCAUCCCCGUCGUGGAGAAGGAAGCUCUAAGUUUUUUCAUAUAUACAGUUAAGACAAAUGCGAAUAAGUUAGAUCAAAAGAAUGGUUUAAGCAGCAGUGACACGACGUAACGCUGUGUUGCAAAAAUUAUCAUGUUAUUGUAAUAUUUCAUCAUUAAUUAUGUGAUAAUUAAGUGAUUUAAUAUCAAUUUUACUUGUUAAUUAUCUAUUUUAUCUAUUUUAUAAGAAAUGUGCAUUAUAAAAAGUAUAUAUAUGACAAAAUAGAUGUGUAUAUAUAUAUAUAAUAUAUAAAUAUAUACAAAAUGCAUACAUGUAUAUAUGUUUUUUACACACAACAUAUACAUAUGUAUGUCAGUAUCAAACUCAUUCGUUGUUAUUUUAUUUUCUUUUUCAUUGCACUUCUCGCUUCAAUGUAGCUGGUGGCGCGAUGUAAAAAAUGUACAAAAUACAUGCUCACGAUUGCGUUUUAGAAAUUGUGGGCGAUAAUAUAUUUUGGAAAAAAACUGCCGGGAAAAAAUACAAGUGCGCAAUUAUAACGACAGAAAUAAACAACUUCUGAGAAA
Monomorium pharaonis (pharaoh ant) is the source of this 1863-nucleotide messenger RNA. It is a transcript of the gene Sap30, whose product is annotated as histone deacetylase complex subunit SAP30 homolog. Gene Ontology annotation, cellular component: histone deacetylase complex. Gene Ontology annotation, biological process: regulation of DNA-templated transcription. The record is from RefSeq and is a predicted model, not a curated record. The transcript is spliced from 3 exons. Bases 881 to 1411 code for a protein of 176 amino acids. Gene Ontology annotation, molecular function: transcription coregulator activity; protein binding. Lineage: Eukaryota; Metazoa; Arthropoda; Insecta; Hymenoptera; Formicidae.